Molecule: messenger RNA, 1968 nt
Organism: Knipowitschia caucasica
Lineage: Eukaryota; Metazoa; Chordata; Actinopteri; Gobiiformes; Gobiidae
Source: the annotation of a GenBank genome assembly
AUGACCCUGCCUCUCCGCCGUGCAGGAAUGGCCUCCCCUGGGAACCUGUCCGAAGAGCAAGUCCACUGCUCCAUCUGUCUAGACGUCUUCACCAACCCAGUGUCCAUACCCUGCGGUCAUAACUUCUGUCAAAACUGCAUCCUGGGAUAUUGGAAGACUUCUCCUUUAUACCAAUGCCCCAUGUGUAAGAAGUCCUUCCAAAAACGACCAGAUAUCAGCGUCAAUACAGUUCUUAGAGAGAUCGCGGAGCAGUUCAAGCAGAUCCGGGUUAAAAGCAGUGACGUAAAGGUUGCUAAAGAAGUGGACGAAGUUACAUUUAAGGAAAAAAAGUGGACGAUGGAAAGGCACAAGAAAGAAGAUGAGGAAAGGCUGUUGGAAAAGGAUCAGUUUUUGGAGGAACUCAAGCAGAUGCAAGAAGAACGCAAAUUUAAAGAGGAGGCGAAGGCGGACGAGGAUCUACCGCCUUUGAUUCCGCCAAUACCUCCACCAAGAUCUCCUGCCGUUUCGAGAACCCAAAGUGUAAAUCCACAGCCGGUUUCUCCACCACCAUCACCACCAAUUUCUUCUGAAGCUUCACCGGCAGCUUCCACGUCAUCGCUGGCUCAAUCCUGGGUAGAGGAAGAGGUGCUUUGCGAUGUUUGCUUUGGAGAAGGUAGACCCAAAGCCGUCAAGUCCUGCCUGGUCUGCUUGACGUCGUACUGCGAGGAACAUCUCAAGUCUCACGUGUCCAGAUUCACUAAGCACAAGCUGAUUGAGCCGGUGGCCAACAUGGAGGAUCGGAUGUGUCCCAAGCACGAGAGGUUGUUGGAGCUUUACUGUAAGAAGGACCAGACCUGUGUGUGCGUUCUCUGCACGGAGACGGACCACAGAGCUCACUACACUGUGCCAGUGGAGCGGGAGUGGAUCGACAAGAAGGCGCAGCUGAAGAGAUCAGAAAUGGAUGUUCAGCAAAUGAUCCACGAUCGUGUGAAGAAGGUGGAGGAGAUCAAACACUCUGUAGAGCUCAACAAAGCGAGUGUGCAGAGGGAGAUGGAGGAAAGCGCGCAGGUUUUUGCAGAUCUGAUCCGGUCCAUCCAAAGAACUCAGGCCGAAUUGGUGCUGUCCAUCCAGGAGAAGCAGCGGCAGACGGAGCAGUGGGCCGACAAUCUCACUAUCCAACUGGAGCAGGAGAUAUUGGAUCUACGGAGGAGGCACGGAGAUCUGGAGAACGUGGCCCGCACAGACCACAUCAACUUCUUGAAGAAUUUCCCGUCCCUGAGCAGCCCUCCGUCGGUCAGAGACUGGUCCGAUACUCACGUGUCCACUGACACCUGUGUGGGCAUGAUCCGCAGGUCUGUGAACAAACUGGAGAAAACGCUCAACGACACCAUCCACAAACUCAUAGACAGCGAGAUCAGAAAGAUUAAGAAGUACACAGCGAACGUAACAUUGGACCCGGACACCUCAAACCCGUGGCUGCAGCUGUCCCAGGACCGCCGGCAGCUGAGACACUUGGGGGCGUGGCAGGACCUCCCGGACAACCCAGCGCGCUUCGACACCGUUGUCAUCGUCCUGGGUAAAUCCGGCUUCACUUCGGGACGCCAUUAUUGGGAAGUCCAAGUGGGCGAAAAGGACGACUGGUACCUCGGCGUGGCAAAGUCCUCCGUCAACCGCAAAGGCAGGAUUUCGGUCAGCACUGCGCAGGGAUACUGGGCUUUGGCGAUGAAAAAGAGCCAGGGUUACCGCGCCUCCACGACCCCCCCGAUGCUGCUGACGCUGGAGCCCAAACCCAGGCAGAUCGGCGUGUACGUGGACUGCGAUGAGGGCCACGUGUCCUUCUAUGACGUGAAGAACAGAACGCACAUUUUUACCUUCAAAGAUUCGUUCACGGAGAAGAUCCUGCCAUUUUUUUAUCUGUACUGCUCCGACAAGGCCUCGGACACCAUGGUGAUCUGCCCUACGGGAGACAGCGGUCAGAGCAAGAGCUGA